UUUUUCUCCGACAACAUACACAAAAAGAAGAGUCCAUUUGAAAUCGAUUCCUUAUUGAAAAAUUGUUGUUGAUUAGGAAUAAUUUGCUGGAUCGAGGUUCUGUUUCUAUAGAAGAAGCACUUGCAUUUAAUAUUCAUCCUCAAUCUGCUGGAUCGAAGGUUCUGUUUCUUUGCUGCAAAGAUUAAUGUUCAUCCUCAAUCUUAAACAUGCCCCUUUACGUUGAUCGCGAGGCUCCUAAGCUAUGGAGACGAAUUUACUCAGAAGCGACGUUAGAAGCUUCUCUUCUUGCAGAAAAAUGGAAGCUUGUUCUCGCUGGACUUGUAUUUCAGUACAUUCAUGGACUUGCUGCUCAUGGAGUUCACUACUUACACCGACCUGGUCCAACGCUUCAAGAUGCUGGUUUCUUUAUUCUUCCAGCGCUUGGGCAAGACAAAGCCUUUGUCAGUGAAACUGUGUUUGUCACUAUCUUUGGAUCGUUUAUCUUGUGGACUUUUCAUCCUUUUGUUUCCCACAGUAAAAAGAUUUGUACAGUUUUGAUAUGGUGCAGAGUUUUUGUUUAUUUAGCAGCUUCUCAAAGUCUGAGGAUCAUCACAUUCUUUGCAACACAGCUUCCUGGGCCGAACUAUCAUUGUCGAGAGGGCUCCAAGCUCGCCAAGAUUCCGCCUCCAAAGAAUGUUCUUGAAGUACUCUUGAUUAACUUUCCUGAUGGAGUGAUAUAUGGUUGUGGAGACCUAAUAUUUUCAUCACAUACGAUAUUCACCUUAGUCUUUGUACGCACAUAUCAAAGAUACGGCACACGAAGGUGGAUCAAGCAUUUGGCUUGGCUUAUGGCAGUUGUACAAAGCCUAUUGAUUAUAGCAUCAAGGAAACAUUACACAGUUGACAUUGUUGUUGCAUGGUAUACUGUGAACCUUGUGAUGUUCUACGUUGACAGCAAACUUCCAGAAAUGGCUGAGCGUUCUAGUGGACCUUCUCAGACGCCUUUACUUCCACUAAGUACAAAGGACACUAAGAACAGGAGCAAAGAGGAUCAUCAGAGACUUCUAAACGAGAACAUCGUAGCAGAUGAUCAUUGAUAUUCUCUCCAACCUCAGAGCAGAAUCUUAGUUAGAAACUAUGCUGGUUGCUUGCAUGUUAGUCAUAAACUGAUAGAAAUUUCCCAGUUUCAAGCUAUAUAGGAUACACAGAUCUCUUUUCGUUGUUCAAAGUGCAAAUACAAAUUAUAUAACUCAUUCAUAAAUUUUUGUUAUUUCAUUUCAUCCCUUUAGAAUAAUGGGUUCACAGAGAAUUUGCAUAAUUUGUCCAAAUCAGCGCCAAAAAUGUAAUGCGACUCCCUUGACAAUAAAAACAAGAUUGCCUUAAAGCUUU
Molecule: messenger RNA, 1368 nt
Organism: Camelina sativa (false flax)
Lineage: Eukaryota; Viridiplantae; Streptophyta; Magnoliopsida; Brassicales; Brassicaceae
Product: phosphatidylinositol:ceramide inositolphosphotransferase 3
Biological process (GO): ceramide biosynthetic process
Cellular component (GO): Golgi membrane; plasma membrane; endoplasmic reticulum membrane
Molecular function (GO): sphingomyelin synthase activity; inositol phosphoceramide synthase activity; ceramide cholinephosphotransferase activity
Source: RefSeq, a predicted model, not a curated record